Molecule: messenger RNA, 3927 nt
Organism: Lytechinus pictus (painted urchin)
Lineage: Eukaryota; Metazoa; Echinodermata; Echinoidea; Temnopleuroida; Toxopneustidae
Product: monomeric sarcosine oxidase-like
Exons: 6
Coding region: 501-1712 (403 amino acids)
Molecular function (GO): sarcosine oxidase activity; flavin adenine dinucleotide binding
Source: RefSeq, a predicted model, not a curated record
GAUGCGAUGGUCGGACAGCGCUCUGCGGCCGCUUUUCACCAAAAUUGCGGCUUAUUGUUACAGAUCAAUCCGGCUGGAACGUUGUAACGGAAAAUAUGCGAAGCUUUGGACCAGAUUUCUUUCUUCUUUUUUCUCGAUAAGAAGAAAGUGCUAUGCUUUGGAGCGGCUUUCUUUGUUCUUUUUCUCAAUAAGACAAAAAUGCUAUGCCUUGGAACGAAAAUUUGAGUGUAAAAAUUGGGGUCCCCUCCGCGGCCGCACAUACCCACUAUGCGUUAUAUACUGAGAAUCUGGCAUAUAAUUGUUAUCGUCUAGACCGGGCGUCUAGUGUCCCAUUAUGUUUCCAAGAGAGGGAUCAAAGUUCACUGUCGAUGAAAAUAACCUUGAUUCACCAACAUUUAAGGCAUAUUCAAUCUACAGUCAAUAUAGUCCGUGUGUGUCAUUGAAUACCACGAUAUACGAAUUUUUCAGAAAUCAAUAACGGGAAGGAAAGUCUACUAAUCAUGACCAUGGAAGAAACCGUGUAUGAUGUGUGUGUAGUUGGAGCUGGUAUGGUGGGGUCAGCUGCUGCCAAAUGGCUUUGUAAACUGCAACGGGAAACCAAAGUCUGUCUAGUUGGGCCUCAAGAACCGACGAAAGAGGAAUGGUCGAAGAGGGAGAUAUUUUCAGCCCACUAUGAUGAAGGACGACUGACCAGAGAGAUGGACGAAGAUCUUAUUUGGGCCACUCUAGCUCAGAGGUCAAUUAAACAAUUCAGAGAUAUCGAGAGGGAAAGUGGCAUUAGGAUUUACCAAGAAGUGGGGUGUGCCUUUGUUGGCAUCCAAGGCGAAGAUAGCUUGCAAAUUACGAAAGAGAAUGCAGAAAAGACGGGUGUCACGGCCUACAAGGCUUUAGACUCUGUUGGACUUCGAGAACAGUUGCCAUAUCUUCAUAUCGAGCCAAACUGGGAGUUUCUGCUUAACACCGAGAAUGCCGGAUACGUCAGUCCGAGAAAUCUCGUCGCAGCUCAGCAGAAAAUAGCCUCGUCUCAUGGGUGUCAAAUCAUCGAUGAUGUUGUGAUCAAAGUUGAAGAUACGGAUGGUGAUUUCUUGAAGGUCCUUUGCCAAAGUGGCCGUCAAGUCACUGCCAAGCGAGUACUCCUCUGUACUGGGGCUUUUUCAAAUUACUAUGACUUGUUACCUGGUGAUAAAAAGAUCGACUUCAAACCUAUGAAAAUUUUCGUAGUUAAAUCAGAAGUCAGCGAGGAAUAUGCCAAGAGUCAUGCAGACAUGCCUUGUAUGAUAAUCAACAUUCCAGGGAAAUUGAGUUAUAUUCUUCCUCCAAUUAAAUACCCCGACGGAAAGUAUUACGUCAAGAUCGGAGGUUAUAAAGUGAUAAAUGUUGCCAGUGGUCUUGAAGACAUGGUCGAGUGGUUCCGGAAUGAAGCACAUCAUGAAGAUGAUAAAGACACCAUAUUGAACAUCUUAAAGUUCUUCCUUCCUGAUCUGGCGCCAAUAUCUGUACGAACUGCUCGCUGUGCAAUCUCUCGUACCACAACUGGGAUGUUAUACUGUGAUAUGAUCUCAACACGCCUGGGAGUAGUGAUGGGUUUGACCGGUAAGGGCGCCAAAUCCAGCGAUGAGAUCGGACGAAUGGCAGCAAAGAUGGUCGCCAAGGGGUCGUGGGACUAUGAUCUUCCUGCUGAACACUUUAAGUUGCGUUUCAAGUCCACGUAGUCAAACUGAAGAGGGUGACGGCGCUAUCCCCCAAAAGUCUUCUAUUAAGAGACACUCGCAAUAUUCUGUGAUCUCAAUACCCAUGACUCGGUAAUAGGUGUCCGUCCGUCCUAUUGGGAAAAGAUAAUUAUUGCUAUGGGAAACUAAUCAAACUUUGAUCCUGUGAUUACGGGGCCGCAACCGCGUCCGUCUUCCUUUUUUUAAAGAGUAUUUUACCAAUUAUACAACCAUUAUAUAAAAAGGUAAACUUCUCAUGAUAGUAUGGGUAUGUGAAAGCGGUGGCUAUCCAGUUAACCAUAUCUAUUAUAUGUUUUCUCACGCAGUUACCUUAUUGAAAUUAAAGUUCAUUUUAGUAUGAAACUACAUACAUGUAGUUCGAUAAAGGAAAAAACUUAUUCUAUAAUUUAAUCAGAUUUUUUUAAAUCUUAAUAUAUCACUUUUGUAGAUCUCUGAAACUAAUAAUAGCGCAAGCAGAGUUGAUAUUCUCAGAUGAAGUUAUUCUGAUGGAGUACUUACUAGGACUAUUAAAAUUAGAUGGAUUGACUCAAUUAUAUUCACGAUCAUGUAUACAUGUAAAUCCCUUUAUAAGACGGCACUAAUGUAUUUCGGUGCGGGAUGCAAGGUGGCAUGGUGACAUGCAGUGAAGCACGUCUCAUUUAUUAGCAUAUAUAUAUAAUAUAUAUCAGGAUGUUUUAUCGCUUUUUUUAUGUAUACUGCUAUCUCUUUUAUAGUACUCAGUCCACUAUUAAUAACUAAAGUGCUAACAUAAAUUUUAUAUUGAUUCUGCUGUCGAAACAGAUUAUUGAUUGAAUCAUGCAGCUGUAUUUAUUACCCAAAUAUCUUUGAGUCGAUUUAAAGCAAAUUUAGAUGUGCAAUAAAUAUUUUCAUAGGGACUAGUCAUCGGAGAUUAUUGACCAUUUGAUUUGAAUAAAUACACGAAAUGCACCCCCACACUUCUACGUUAUCCGAGCUUUAGCUCAUGUCGAACAGAUAAUCAGUGACAUUAACUAUCAAACAAUGUAUUUUGCGACACCCUUAACGAUGUUUACCUUUAUACUUGCAUAUUAUACUGAUUGGUUUACAACCUCUUCAUUUAAUUUCCAUUUGGUCUCAUACCACAUAGUCUUAUCCUACUUCGUCUACAACCAGUUGUAUACACACCAUUUAGUUUAAUUUUCGUUUAUACUGUUUACAAUUUUGUCUAAUUUCCAGGUAGACUAUACUUGGUCGAACAGGAGUCUGCAUGGAUAGAUGAACUGUUUGUGAACCAGAUGACAAAGUAAAAAUCAUGAAUAGAGUAGAAAUAAGACAAACUGGAUUUUAGCCCAAAUGGAUAUUAGACCAAGUGGAGUUUAGGCCAAGUGUAAUGUAGGCCAAGUGUAACGUAGGCCAAAAACGAUAAUUGGACCGAAUGGGUUUAGCCCAUUUGGAAUGAGACUAUCCGAUAAGUAGACCCAACACAUGGAGACCAAGUGAUAAACUGAAUUGCAAAUGUUGUAUACCGUACAAUUGUUAAGUUUUUAUGUAUUGCUGUGUAUUUUAUUUUGGUUUUAUGUUCCGUGAUUUAAGUUUGAAAUUCAUAAAACUCUAUUAAGUAAUCUUUUACCACGAGCUCCUUUCGUGGACCUUAUUACUGGCCUUGAUGAUUUCUUCUACUGCGAGGAGCACAAUGUUGUGGUAUCGCGAGUAGAAUACGACACAGCAACUUCAUGUGGGUCACUAAGUAGUUAGGAUGAAAGAACGUAUCCUGCCGUCUACCAAUUUUGUGUUCUGAAUCACAAAAAUAUAAUGCUUACGUAGGAAAAUAUUUCCUCAAUUUAAAUAAACUUCGAUAACACAAUGUGAUAAUUUUUUAAAGUUUAUUUUCCCAUUUCUCUCGAUCGAAAAUUGAUCGAAAGUACAUGCAUUUGAAAUAUAAUCAAAAUAAAAUCUCUGAAAUAUAUAUAUAUACACUAUGAUAUAAUGCUAGAUGUGAUAAUAAUAAUGGUCAUGAUUAUCAAGAAAUGAAAUGAAUUUAAUUGAAAUGGAAAAGAAGAAAAUAAAAAAAAACAUCCACGACGGGAAUAAGGAUCAGUUUUCUCCCUUUUUUUUUUUGGGGGGGGGGGGGGUAUUUUGUUUUUCUGAAGCCGAAUGGGUCUCGAGCUUCAUCCUAUAAAUUUUCAAAUGGUAGAUCAAGUAUUUUAAUAAUUAAAAUACGCUAUGGUGUAAUUUACAA